Effrenium voratum is the source of this 2865-nucleotide messenger RNA. Lineage: Eukaryota; Dinophyceae; Suessiales; Symbiodiniaceae. The record is from the annotation of a GenBank genome assembly.
AUUGCGGACAGCCACAUCAACUCUGCGCGAUGGCGACGUGACGUGCGGCUGAUGUUGUGAUGGAUGCCGCCGAACGGAACCGCGCAGCCUACGGAAUGCCGCCCGAGGUGGAGGGCCGCGAGGGGGGACGCCAGGGGGGUCGCGGCCCGGCGCCGGGCUCCGCCUGGGUGAAGUUCCGUGCCACCCAGGUCCUCGGCGGUAGUGCGGCUGGGAUCUUCUCUUCGGUGCCCCCGGAGUAUGUGCAGAAAGACAACUCGAACCAGGAGAAGGAAGCGGAGGAGGUGGAAGCCACCGCCUGCCGCAUGGGGGAGAUGACUUGGCAGCUGCCCGGGGUGCCGCCCCCCGACUUCUCGGUGAUCAACGAUGAUGUGGGGCCUUCUGUCCGGGCAGAGCUCAACGUGUUCACGAGGAAAGCCGACGGCACCUUGCGGGAGAUGCGGCUCCGGGGUCCGCGCCGGAAAACCGUCCCGGAGGCCCGGAAGGACGGCAGCGACCUGCGGCGGGUGGCCUUCCACCGCUUCGCCGCGGUGGGGCCCGGGGACGCCGCUAAGGGCGCGCACGCCGAGGCGCUGCUGGCGCGGGCUCAGGAGCUUGAGGAGGUGCAGUGGACGGCGGUGGACCUCAUGGGUGAGGACGUGGCGGAGGGCGCGGAGCGGCGGCUGCCGGAGUUCACUACGGCCACGCAGGCGGAGAAGUUCAAGGAGCAGGAGAAGAGCGUGUCAUCGCUCAGGGAGUGGAUCUAUGCGAAGAAGGAGGAGCAGUUGGAGAACUACCAGCCGGCGGGGCCCAGCUGGUCCUUGGCGGGUCAGGCGAUGGCAGUGCCGCGCUUGCCAGGUGUGUGGUACGUGCACGAGCGGCAGCAGGAGGGCGGCCGCCCACUGCCGUGGCUCUUCUUUAAUGCCUCCAGCGGCAAGUACUACCGCCGGGUGCACGGCACCCCAGGAUCCUGGGUGCAGGCGGGCACGCCCCAUCAUCCAGAGAGCCACCCGGUGACCAUCAGCAGCGGAGUCAUGUGCCAACCCUCCGCGGCACCCGAGGGCGCCCGGAAGGACGACCUCGCGGUGGCGCUCCUGGACCUACCGCGCACCGCGCAGGCGCUGAAGCAGCCGGUGCCCUUCAUCGACAAGCCCGCGGCCCUCUUCGUGCUCGUCGAUGGCCUGAGGAGCAGCAACGGGGCCUCGGAGUUCUGCGCCAAGCGCUUCCAUUCCCAGAUCCUGCCCCGACUCAGCGCCAGGUCUGACCCGCUCGAAGACCACGAGCUGGUGGCCGUCAUGAGAGACAGCUUGGAGUCCCUGGACGCCGCGCUGCUGGACAGCGCCGCGCGCUUCAGCGGCUGCGGGGUGGCCGUGGCCCUGCUGCUGGGCCGCCGCCUCGCCGUGUGUACCUUGGGAGACUGCCGCGUGGUGCUGUGCCGGAAGAGGCGGCAAGCUCGACUUCUGGCCCCGACAGCAGCCGCCCACUGCGCCGCGGAGCGGCGCCUGCGCGCCGCCUACGCGCCGCUGGACCUGGCGACUGCAGGGCGCCCGCUGCAUGCGGCGAGCGCCGGAGCCGAGCUGCUGGCCGCAGCGCCCUCGGACUCAGAACGGCUGCUGCUGCGCAUCGCCCGGGCGGCGCACCCCUUCGCGGCGCUGGGGCUUUCUGUCGCAAACCUGCAGGGCGGGGUGCCGGUGGUGCCGCGGGCGCUGGCGGAGUGUGAGGAGCAGCUGCAGCCCUGUCUGGCGCAGGAUCAUCUCCGCGAGCGUGCAGAGAAUGCACUUGCCAGAGUGCGGGAGGCAGCGGCGGAAGUGGAGUCCUUCAUGAGCAUGGACGCCUACGUGACGCAGAUCCUGGCAGAGUUGUACUACCUGGUGGACGAGGAGGACGGCAUCGUGACACCAAAGCGUGCCGCCGCCCUCCUGGGCGUAGAGCCGGGCUGCGGGGAGGCGGCGGCGCAGGCGGGCAUCGACCGCCGGUACCGGGCGCUGAUGACGCAGCUGGCGGCGGUGAGCCCCAGCCACGCGCAGCGCGGCCUGCGGAUCUUGGCGGAGCUGGCGGAGGCUGCGGCCAAGUCGGGCGCCUGGUGGGUGCCGACGGAGAAAGCGGUGGGGGUCACCCGCGCCCUGGGCUUUCGCGACCUCAAGCGCCAGAGGCCGCUGGUGGGGCUGGAGCUGGCCUCGGAGGUGUUGCAGCUCGAGGACGGGCUCCACUUCCUGGCGCUGCUCACGGACGGGGCCCGCGGAUUGGACGAGGUUCGCCUGGCCCAGCUCGCUGAGGUCCAUGGCAGCCGUCCCAAGGCUGCAUCCUUGCGCAUCGCCGCGGAUGCGGGCAAGAGCGCACCAGAGGAGGCGGUGGGGGUCAUCGCGGUGACGCUGCAGGUGGGAGUGGAGACAGAGGCGCGCGAGCGCGCCUCGGACAAGGGCCCUGAGCCCAAGAAACGGAAGGUCGAGAACCUCACGCCGGGGGGCAAGCGCAAGGUCCGCGUGGCCUCGCUGCUGAUGAAGUACUCGGGCGCGAGUGAAGCUGACUCUCUGGCGCGGCGUAAAGCGCCGAGCGGGCGGACGCAGGCCAAUGCGGAAAAGGCGCUGAUGGAAGUGCUGGAGGAGCUCGCCAAGGUUCAGCCCAAGGAGCUCGCUUCAAAGUUCGCCGCGAUGUGCGAGGCGUUCUCCGACUGCAAGUCGGCCACCAACAAGCCCCACGCGGAUUUGGGCUGGGUCCUGGAAGGCCAAUUCGGCAAGGAGUUCGACGCAGUGGCCUUCGAGCUGGAGGUGGGCGGCCUGAGCGACAUUUUCACCACCCCGCGGGGCGCCCACAUCUUGUACAGACUCGCGUGAUUCGACCCCAUGGGUCCGGCAGGGCAUCCUCGCGUGAACAGAUGCGUCCGAGGGA